AUGGCUUUUCAUCGUCUAAAUGAAGAAGUGAACUCGGAGAGUGCAAAGUAUCCCUCGGGUUUAAAAGUAGCCCUAGUCUUUUGGGCUUUGUGCUUGACUGUAUUCUUGGUGGCGCUGGAUCAAACAAUCAUUGCUACUGCAAUCCCCACUAUUACCUCCCAAUUCCAUAGCGUCGAAGACAUCGGAUGGUACGGUAGUGUCUUUCUCCUCACGAACUGCAGUUUCCAGCUCUUCUUUGGCAAGCUCUAUACCUUAUUUCCGCUCAGAUGGACCUUUGUGAGCGCUGUAUUGGUCUUUGAGGCUGGCUCCGCCAUUUGUGGCGCGAGCCCUAACUCCGCCGCCCUCAUCAUAGGGCGAGCCAUUGCUGGGAUUGGAGGCGCUGGUAUUUUCUCAGGCGCUCUGAUUAUCAUCGCCAAAUCAGUGCCCUUGUCGAAGCGACCAGCCUUUACUGGAAUAAUCGGCGCAGUAUGGGGUAUAGCAAGUGUGAUUGGUCCCUUGUUAGGGGGGGCUUUUACAACUCAUGUAUCUUGGCGCUGGUGCUUCUACAUCAAUUUGCCAAUUGGUGCUAUGGCCAUCCCUUGCAUUGUUCUUUUCCUCUCGCAAAAGCCGGAAACCAGGCUGAAGCCGAAAGGCUGGGCGACCUUAAGCCAAUUCGAUCCCGUCGGGACGAUCUGUUUCGUUGCUUCCAUUGUUUGUCUUUUGAUUUCACUCCAAUGGGGAGGAACCCAAUAUUCAUGGAGAGAUGGCCGCAUGAUUGCGCUACUGACGGUGUUCGGAGCGCUGAUGAUCAUUUGGGUACUAACGCAAUGGCGAGGCGGCGACAAUGCGACAGUCCCCCUUCGUGUUCUGCGGCAGCGCACAGUUGCCUGUUCGACAUUUUAUAUUUUCUUUGCUAGUGCGUCGUUUGUUUUACUCAUAUACUAUUUGCCAAUCUGGUUCCAAGCAAUCAAGGGUGAUUCUCCUGAUCAGUCCGGUAUCCAUAACCUGCCCACUGUUCUGAGCGUCGUGAUAUUUGCAAUCGUGAGUGGCCUGGGCGUCUCACUUGUGGGAUAUUACAGCCCAUUUAUGAUCGCGGGUUCAAUCAUAAUGGCAGUUGGCGCUGGGCUGUUUCUCACAUUUAAAGUCGAAACACCAACAUCGAUGUGGUUUGGUUUCCAAGUUGUCUUCGGUGCGGGGGCUGGUAUUGGAAUGGAGCUUGCGAACAUUGCUGUUCAGACAGUUCUUCCCGAGAAGGACGUCUCCGUCGGGACAUCAUUGGUGGUCUUUGCUCGCUCACUUGGAGGUGCCAUCUUCGUCUCCGUAGGCCAGAAUAUUUUCGGAAACCACAUUGUCACUGAAAUGCGUGCACAAGUUCCUGAACUAGACCCUUCUAUUGUCCUUCAGUCCGGAGCGACCGAUCUUAGCCGCACAGUGACGCAAGCUAUUUCGGGCCAGGCCGACACGGUAGUUGCUCAGGUCUUAGAGAUAUACAACAACGCGAUCGUCCAGACCUUUGUCCUCGCUUUGGCUUUAGCCUGUGUCGCCAUUACUGGUGCCAUGGGCGUCGAAUGGCGAUCCGUGAAGGACAAACCCAAGGAACUAAAGUCGGAGGAAAAUCCUGGACGCGUAACUAAUCCUUGA
Aspergillus caelatus is the source of this 1620-nucleotide messenger RNA. RefSeq names its product MDR family MFS transporter. Gene Ontology annotation, molecular function: transmembrane transporter activity. The coding region runs from base 1 to 1620 and encodes 539 amino acids. The record is from RefSeq and is a predicted model, not a curated record. Gene Ontology annotation, biological process: transmembrane transport. Lineage: Eukaryota; Fungi; Ascomycota; Eurotiomycetes; Eurotiales; Aspergillaceae. The transcript is spliced from 7 exons.